Messenger RNA from Xyrichtys novacula (pearly razorfish), 19227 nucleotides. Lineage: Eukaryota; Metazoa; Chordata; Actinopteri; Labriformes; Labridae. The record is from the annotation of a GenBank genome assembly.
CGCUCCCGUCUUAUUAAUUUUUAAUGGAAAAUGGCUGCGUUUCUAAUCCGAACCUCUGGAGCUGGGAGAUAAAAACACGUCCGGCCGAACCGUCUACCGAAACAACCGCCGCGUUGAGGAAAGGUUUGCUAGCCGGUGUGAAAGCGGGGAGAAAAUGGCUCGACUCGCGCUCUGAGGGAUGAAAGAUCAUUUUUCUCUUUAACCCUUUAUGCUCUGAGAUCUGCGAACAAUCGAGGUACAGUAACAUUAAUGCUGGAGGGUGUAUUAAGAUCCUUCACACGGCUUCUGUAAACGCACCCCAGUCGGUUAUUUUCGCACUUUUUCGCUCUUUGGUAAACAUUUCAAGCCUCUUUCUACUAAACCGUCAUUAGGGCUGGAUCUUGUUUUUGUGUUAAAAUAUACAAAGGUGCAAAGUGGCACAGUAGAGGUGGGUUAAUGUCUUGAAUCCAUGUGGGUCUUUUUUUGUGAAUGAGUGUAAGAACAACACACCUACUCACAGCCAGUCUCAUUGCAGUUAUGAUUAUCAUACUAGUGGAAAAGGAAUAAUUUAUGAUAUAAUGCGUAUAAAUGUAGUUUAAUGUGUUUGUAAUCUUAUCAGCAAUCCUAUCACUGCCCCAGGUCUGAGGUUAGGCUGAGCUGAUGACCACCAGCUGAUCAAGAUUCAGGAUCUUGUUUAAAGACCCCGAGGUAUGGAAGCUCAAAGCUGACAUGCAUCCAUGUAUUUUAUUUUUUUAUUUUUUAUUUACUUAGCUAAGAGUCAAGUGCCCUAAAGUGCAAAACAUAAUGUCAAAUAUAAAAACAGAACAGCUUUCAAAAGACUGUGUGUUCAGCAACAAUCCUUGUCACUGGAGAUACCCACAUUUCCUGUUGGGUUUUUUUUUUGUUUUCAGUCACUUUUUUUUAACUUCAGAGCCACCAUACCUUAAGUUGUAAAAGCCAAAAUAAAACAUAAAACUGGUAUUGUGACGAUUGAGCUGGACUACUGUCUUUGUCUGAGUGUACAAGCACCGGGCAAAUAUCAAGUUAUUGACAUUCACAUGUUUGCCUCAGCUAUGGUUGGUGGUAACACGCCCCUUUUCAGCUGGUUACUUUACCAGGUUGACGUAUUGUGUAUCAAAAUAGUCAGCGAAUCACGUUAGCAAGAGGCGAAUAGGAUAAACAUAAAAAAAUAUGAAAAUGAUGUCACUUUUACAGCUUGUACGACAGUAAAGUCUGGUUUCUUUUUUCAUUUGUCGAGGUUUUGUUUGUUGCUGGCUACCUAGCAAUACAUCCGUACUAUUCAACUUCCAGCCCAACCUGAUGUGCGAACACUGGAGCACAUGCAUAACACUUUAGCCAGGCUCAGUUCGGUUAAAGGAGAGCAACCUCCAACCGCGUUAUCCAGGUCUGUUGUUCUGACUAUGAGAAGUUCAGUCCAGUGCGAUUUUAGUCUGACUUGUUGGUUACAUGUUUUUUAAAAGUCCAGUUUUAGUCAGACUAAUUGUGCGUUCGAGUUACCUCGGAAGUCAGAUGUCAGCGCUGAAAAUGGUGUCACACCCGAGUUGCCAACGUUUCAGUUACCAAGUCGGAAAAAAGCAAAGAAACAAGGGCGGAAACAAGAUGGCUACAUCUACAGAAGUUAUUUAAGCACUUGCCUUGUCCUUGUUGUAUUUAAACAAGGCAAGCACUAAAAUGACUUUCGUAUCUCGUUGUUUCCGCCUCUGAUUUUGCUUUUUUCCGACUUGGUAACUGAAACGCUGGUAACUCGGGUGUGACGUCAUUUUCAACCCCGACAUCUGACUUCCGAGGUAACUCGAACAUAGCGUAAGGCAAACAGGUUGAGCGGCCAGCUUUACGAUAAAUUGUCCAAAGAUCCAGAGGAAACUAGCUUAGUUAUCCCUACAAGACAAUAAAUGAAAUGUGUGGAUGUAUGUCUGCUUUGGGCUUAAAUAGUCUUUGAAUUGAGGUUUUUAUUCAACCUUUUGUAACCUUUUGUUUUGUUCAGGGUCCAACAUUUAAGUGACUGUAAAGUAGUAUGCAUAAAAAGAAUGAAUGAGGCUUGGGUUUGGGUUCCUAAAAUCAGGACCUUUGGCAGGAUUGUUUCCAUGGUAGUUACUGCCAACCUGCACCACAUUAAUAGAACAUUUGGAUUCAUAAUCAGGGCUUUUUCUAAAAAAUUUGCAUGUAAAUAGGGAACUCUGAACACUCUGAUCUGUGGCACGGGAUUGUGUUUGAGUAGAAAGAAUCAAAUUGAAUAAACUAGCAGAUAUAAUCACCAAACUGAAGUGUGAUUUUAGAUUAAAAGACUUAUGUAGACACAGUGUUGUAGCAAAACUAUGGUACAAGAAGUAGGAAGGUACAAGAACAAGUGUGAUCACUGGGUUAAACCACCAUUGAGAUCAUGCCUGAGGUAAAUACAGUUUCAUUUUAAGAGGACUCAAAUUAUGUGCUGCAGCAGCUCAGGAAAUCUGUCUGAUCAACACUGUGAAUAUUUCAUGGAAGCCGUCUUGAUUCAGUUUUCACACGCUUCAUUUUGUGGUGUAGGGAAAACCGGUGUAUAUUUUCUUGUUUAAAAGCUGUGACUGUUUAAAGACGUAACAUCUGGACUCCAAAGUUUCAGCCUGGAGUGAAACAGACUCGGGUUGUAGCCCUGUGUUCGGUAGGUAGCCUUGUUUGGAUGUUUCUCAUCUACUGCCCAGGGAGAUACAAUCCCAGAUGUUUCCCAUUGUGAAGCUGAAGGAAGCUGCUGUGUGUUGCAGGGGUGGAAGAGUUAUCAGAGUGCUCUCACUAAAGCGUCCACCUCGUCUUCAUCCUUGAGGUCUUGACUACACACUAAAAAAUGGCCCCUGGAUUAACGUUUUGAAGCGCGACAUCGACAUAUUGUCCUUGAACAUAUUUCUGUUAUUAUUGGUGUAGUGUUUUCUUCAUCUCUAGGUUGUGACAGGCUGCAAAAGUCAAAGUGUUAUUUACUUUAUUUCUCUAAUACCUUAACCUAAUUAUCAAAGUGUGAGGAACAAGAGGAGGUUUUGUCUUUAAAAAUGUUCUUUUUACGUCACAUUUUGUUCUUAUGUCUGAUACCAAAGCAGGAUAAGCAAAAGGCAAAUUUUUUUGUAAAAGAGUUGUUUAAUUGUUUUAUAGGUUGUGAAUUAAUUUGCUUGUUAGGGGAAACAGAGUAACUUUAAAGAUAAUAAAUAAUAUUAUUUCAUGCAGUAAAAAAAACCUCAAGUGAGCAGUGGGGUCUUUGCAGAUGCUUGUUCUUCAUUUUGCUGUCAGUGGAUACACACACUGCUCGCCAUUCAGAGCGCCCAUCUCUGGAUUGGCUUUGCUUCAGGCUUUGUCACUCCUUUUUUUUUCACAGCUUAUGUGUGAAACUAGAAAAUUCUGCUUGAAUACACUUCAAUAUCACAUCUUAUUUUUUGUAUCUGAUGCUGAAGUUCAAGAGAACCACACGAGACUGUCUCUAAAUCCAUAGAUGAGAGUGGUGUUGUAUGAUUUGGCUAAAUUAAGUGAUCAUAAUCGAAGUGAGCAAUUUUGCGAUCACGGCAGAAUAAAUGAUAUGAGUCUACUGGCUUGGUUAUCCAAGGUCAUGCAGAGAUUAUUGAAAGUUUUAACUCCAGUUUAAAACAUACAAGUAUUAAAGUUCAUAUGAGGAAGUUUUUAGUCUGUGCCAAGUAUUUAACCCUCUUUUUUUUUUAGCUGUUUCUUUGUCUUUGUUUUCACAUACCUUAGACUUUAAAGGUGGGGUAGGCAGGAUCUGAGCAAGUGUCAGUUUUUGGGAGAAAUCUCGAAUGUAAACUCUACCCCUCCCAACCCGUUUUCCCCUCAGCUCCUCCUCUCCCCUCCCUCUCUGCUUCAGCAAGCCCCGCCCACAAACGGAGGCUCCUCCUUGCUCGCUCGUAUCGUUUCAAUUAAAUUCAGAUAUAAUGCAGAUAAAUACAGAUAAUUACAAAUGUGGCCCAGUCAACGUGAAAGUAAACAGCAUUGGUGCUACUGUAGAUGCCAACAGACUACCAGCAAACACAAUGUUUGCAGGACUUCUACAACUAGGAUAAAGUGACAUAGUCCAGGACCCGAGGUCAACAGUUUAGCGGCGCUACAACACGCUACAGCAGGUCCAUUUGACAAGAAAAACUUCUAUUACACUUGGCUUACUUUGUUAAAGCAGUUUACCUGUCCAGCAGAAAGGUUACAGGGUCCGUAAGAUCCUAAAGUGACCCCCAUCAUUGUUGACCCGGCUUCUUAGUUCUUGUCCGGUCUACCUCCUUUUUAAGCGUCCGUUAUUCUGCCAGAGUCUCCAGUAUUUACCUGUAUCCAGUAUACUGCCUCACAACCAAUCAGGUUGGGGAAGGUGGAGAAUAGCUUUGUUUACAGUCGGAAAGAGCGGAGCGCUCAAAAAAUUUAAAACGUUGACUACACAGACAUGAUAAAACACAGCGAUAUUGUUAUAUUACCAAAUGUCAUCAAUAACUUAUAGCUCAUGACUGAUAUCAGAAGUUUUGUUGUAUAUACACCACAAAAAUAGAUGCUUCUUUAACGAAUUCUUGCCUACCUCACUUUUAACUUUGCAGGUUUUGUUCAGCACUUCUUUUAGUUCUGUGUAGCUGCCUGGGAUGUCCCAGUGUAGAGUGUUUGCACCUUCAUGUGUGUGCGAUAAUAACACAGCUGUCACUUAUUUCUGACUCCCAGCAGAAGAUGAUGCGUCAGGUGACAGGCAGUGACUUCUGCAUGAAUAGCAGGCCGUCGUGCCUCGCAGAGGAUGGCCACCAUCCCACUGCCCACUUCGAAGUGUGCACCUCCCAGCCCAACAAGUUCUACCCUCCUCCUCAGUCGGCCCUGCAGAUGACGCUGGCCCCCAUGGUCUUGCCAGCUCAGAGCCACAAACCCAUGAUUUGCCAGAGACAAGAAGUGUUUGUGGGCGAUGCUCGCUCACCUGGAAAAAUACCCGGCAUUAAAAGCACCAAUCAAGCGCUGGAUGACGGCAAGAAAAAGAACAAGGCUGUCGGGAAGACGGGCAGACGCGGGCGACCUUUGGGAACCACCAAGCUAGCUGGAUACAGAACCAGCACAGGGAGGCCACUCGGCACUACCAAAGCUGCCGGGUUUAAGACAAGCCCGGGAAGGCCGCUGGGUACAACCAGAGCGGCGGGGUACAAGGUGAGCCCCGGGCGGCCUCCUGGCAGCAUCAAGGGUCUCUCUCGCCUCAACAAACUGGCUUAUAAUAGCACCUGCAGCGGUGCAGCUUUUCCCUAUCCAAUACCACACAAAGAAGCCCUCUGUGAACCCUCCUGCAAAGAGAAGACAGCGAACGAGUAAAUGCUCAGGGUCUCAUUCAUGAAACGUGAGCAGAACGGAUUUAUGUGUUCAAUGUGAGCUGAACGAAAUUUACAGCAAACCAACAUUCAUCAGUGUUUCAGUCGUUCUGAUUUGUUCAUUGCUAUUACAAAAUCUACACCUGCCUCUGACCACGAGUGUAGUGUGUGUAAGUGAAGAAUUCACAGAAAUAUUGUUUAUUAUUAGAAAUCAUUUUUUAUUCAUGUUUUGAUCUGUUAUGCUCAUAAUAGAUCUUUAAAAAACACAUAAAACACAAUCAAUAAGCAGAUCUAAUCUUCAGAUGAGUGUGUGUUUCAAACAUGUUCAGUGAUUAUCAAGAUUUUAAUUAGUCAGCACUGUGGCUCUGUGGUCUAGUAAUGAUUUUUCUUUACCUUGGGGAUCCAUUCUUGUGUUUUAACUAGAAGUCUAACCUGUCCAUAGGAGACAGGGUUACCCACUGAAGCCAAGGCUUUUGACUCCGCUGACCCACCACACACAGCAGGAGCUGCCUUUAAUGACACCCAGACUCUGAUAGAGAACUUCAACAGUGAUCUGAAGGCAAGUGUCCCACCACCACUCACAAGAGACAAUGACCUGUCUUUUUUUUUUUUUAUUCCACUUCAAAUGAAAUACUGUUUCCACAUCUGAAAGUUUCUUUUUCUUCCUCCUCUCUCUUCCCUCUCCUGUCGUUUCACAGGAAAGACGUCCACACCUCUUUAUAUGAUGUUCAUCAGCUAUUCGUGGUUUGGAGAUUUAUGCUGAUUAGUGGGAGUUUGUGGUUACUCUAGGACUGAUUUGCAGUCGUGAACUUACUCACUUACUUUUAUUGUACCGGUGACUGUUCUGCGAAAAUCUACACAUAAAUUUACGAACGUUUCAUGAAUGAGACCCUCUGUUUUUACUGGUCCUCCGAUAAGAGAGGCAUGUGUACAGGUUUCCUGCCAGACUCUGGGGGCGAUUGUUAUUUUGCCCAGUCAGCUACGAGACAAUGAGAAGGGGGUUUUUUAUUAUUCGUGUUGGUGUCAUCUGUGUGCCUGCCACCUGAUAUAAUACUGUUAGUUUUCAGUGCAGCAGCUGGAGAUCUAAAGUGAGUCAAGAUUUUAAAGGGAUAUUCCGGCGAAAAAUUAAGUUAGAGUCAAACACGCCGUAACACUAGUUAGACACCUGCUUGCUUCUCUAGUUAUACCAACUCAAGUAACGACCGCAUGAUAGCAAUACAUAGCAGUCUACGUCUAUGUGCGCAAACCUCAAACAAAAAGCUUGUUUAUGGGAGGAGUCCUGAAGAGACGAUCACAGAGUGCAGCGGAGUUUCGCAGCUCAAGGAAGAACAUUUAUGAUUAUUACUUCAUGGAAAUGCAAUCAAACCAAGACGCCAAGGCAGAACUACCGCGUCUGCAGUGCAAAAUGAUUAUUAUGAUGAUUAUUAAUUCAUGGAAAUGAUCUGCUUCACUCUGUGAUCGACUAGUCAGGGCUACCCAACAAACAAGCGGCUGCUGGAGGAGAGUGGGUGAGUUGUGUUUAGUCUCUUUGCUAAAGAAACCAGGAAAAACUAAAAAGAUGUUUGGUGGCUAGUACUAUGGCUGGGACCCUAUAUGUACUGUUGAUGAAGUUAGGUAUAACUUUGGUUGUUGGUAUAACUAGAGAAGCAAGCAGUCAGCAACACUCAUGUCUCGAGGGGGUGUCUUACUCUGUGUUACGGUGUGUUUGACCCUAACUUAAUUCACGCCGGAAUAUCCCUUUAAUUUCACUUUUCUGUGUCUGCAUACCAAGAAAAAAAACAAUACCAGAUGUUUAUAAAGGAAGGAGCCUUUCUCCUACUAACAAUGGUAGUGUUUGUUCAUGACACCAUUGAUUUUCAGUGUACUUAAUGUAGCAUUUGAACGCCGUUGAAUGAUUGACACAUCCUUUUUUUUUUUAAAUUACUGUAAAUGGAAGAGACCGUCGCAAGGCGAUUGUUAGCCAAGAUUGUGAAAUCUUCUCGACAGCAUUAAACAAGAACAAACUCUACUUGAAUUUCAUACAAGCCAAUGUUGCUGAACAAUUUUUGCUCUCAAAACAAACACGUCCAAAGCAAGAGAAGAGGAAGAAGAGGGACAAGAAGGAACACCUGUUGGAAAUAAUAAUACAAAAAAGGCUAAUUGUAGCACCUUUUUAAAUGUCACGUGUGUAAAAUAAGAGACAUCUGACUUUUAAAACUUUUAAUUUAAGGACUGGGGGGGCAGGAGUCUAGUGCCUUGCUCAGUGGCACUUUAAAGACAGAUGUACAGAUCAUCCUCCAGGCACACAGCAGCUAAAAAAACUGAAAUCCAAUGAACCUGAAUUUUCCCACUCAGCUCAAGAACCAACACUAAACUCUCUGAAUGUCCCCUUGCAAUAUGUCUACGUUAUUUGCAUGCAAAUGUCAUCAAAGUGACUGAGUCAACUUGCAGAUUGUUGUGACUAAUAACACUGUUAUCCACGUCUGAACUGGUAUAUUUUCCUUAAGGUACUCCUUAAAAAAGUACAUCAACGUCGUCAGCAACUCAGUUCAGCUCCUGCUUCUUUCAAACAUACUGGAAUUCCAGUAGCGUAGGUUAUGGUUGCCUCUGCUCUUCAGUAUUUCUUUAAACUCUUUUUGUGUGUUGUAUCAGGAAAACUCUCCAUAUUUAUAUUUAAGUCAUAUGUUAAUAUUUCUUAUAUCUAGACAACUGUGUUUCUUUUUCACUUUGACCCUGUUGUCCGACAGUCUCAGGACAGCAUGUCUACCUGUGCUCUGGGCUUGCUUCUUGAUCUGCCUCCCUAAUCCAGCAUUCGUAUCUUUAUUGGUAACCCCGUCUAAUAAGUGAUUUUCUCUCUUUCUGUGGUCCAUGAUGGCGUUUCUUUCUCACACUCCUUUCUAUUGAUGUAUGUGUUAUUGCAGGAAAGGCUGAGUGUCUCAUAAAUGACGUUACUCUUCCUGUCCGGCACUUUGGAUGAACCAGUAACUAAGAUUGGCGUGUCUAGAUAUAAAAAGUAUCAACAUAUUACACAGUCCGACCAAAUGAACUUUUCUGGACUAAACUUAAGCUGAGCUACUCGCUGAUGGUGUCCCAGUGCACACAUCAAACCAGUCUCUUUCUCCUCAUUAGUCUUUGAGCAGAAAGCAACUUAAAAGUUCACUAAACUUUUUUCUUUAAAAAUGUAGAUUACAAUUUGAAUGAGGGAGAUUUUCAUGGAAAUCUUAAAAAAGGCAAAUCUAGCUAAGCAGGGUUCAGGAUAUUCACUUUGAUAUCUGAUUUUUUUUUAUUUUAAUCCUUAUUGCGCCACAUUUUGUUCAGUUCACAGUAAAAGUUAAAUUACACCCGGUCAUCCUGUUAUCUUUUAUAUCCUAUCGUCCAAAAAUCAAUUUUUGCAUCUUUCUGAAAGAGGCCGAUUUUGUGGUUACUGUCAUAUUUAGCUUGGACAGUACCAUAAAAAGACAUCGGGCCACUUUUUUGCAAUUGUGACUGUGUAAUUCACAAACUACAGAGAGGACAAAGUACUGCCGUCGUCGUUUUCUUCCGCUUAUCCAGGUCCGGGUCGCGGGGGCAGCAGCUUCAGGAGGGAAGCCCAGACGGCCCUCACCUCAGCCACUUCCACCGGCUCCUCCGGGGGGAUUCCCAGGCGCUCCCAGGCCAGGCAAGAGAUAUAAUCCCUCCACCUGGUCCUGGUUCGGCCACAAGGUCUCCUCCCAGUGUGACAUGUCCGGAACACCUCUAACGGGAGGCGUCCAGAAGGCAUCCUAGCCAGAUGCCUGAGCCACCUCAGCUGACUCCUCUCGACGUGGAGGAGCAGCGGUCCAAGCUCCUUACCCUAUCUCUAAGGCUGAGCCCGGCCACCCUGCGAAGGAAACCCAUUUUGGCCACUUCUUGUAUCCUCAAUCUUGUUCUUUCGGUCAUUACCCAAAGUUCAUGGCCAUAGGUGAGGAUCGGUACGUAGAUCGUCCGGUAAAUCGAGAAUUUCGCCUUAUGGCUCAGCUCUUUCUUCACCACGACUGAUGCGGACAAAGUAUCGCUUUUCUUGUUAAAGUGAAUUUUUUAUUACGAUCAAAAACAUUUUUCUUUAAUGUUACGAUUUCUACAUGAAUAUGAGCAGACUGAUAUUUAUUGCUUGAACCAAUUUAUUCCCACGUCCUUAUUUAAUGAAUUCAGACUUUCAAUAUGUCUGUCUUUGUGUUUCUGUUGAUUUUCAGUGUAUUUCCACUGCCUAGAAGUCUUCACUCUGACUAUCAGAGGGGGGCAGAUUUUUCUUAAAUGUAUCAUAAUUUCGUUAAAAUAUGCUUAAAAAAUGAAUAAGAGCGAACAUAGUGUGAACAACUUGUUUAUUUCCGACAAGCUUUAGCUCUUUAAAAACUGCAGAUCAGUUGUUUGAUUGGCUAUAUAACCAUGUGUCACAAUAUUAAACUCAGGUUUCUAUAACUCAUUCAAAGCUUGAGUCUAAAAUGUCAUUUUUACCGAGCGAACUCUGACAUUUCAGAGGAAAGAAACAGCAAAGCUUCACUGAGUUGCUCUCUCACGAGGAAAACUUUAAACUACCGUAGUUCAUUUUGGUGCAACAAUCAGUUGUGUGUAUAUGACUGUGAAAUCUUUGAUACUAUCACUUUUUAUCAUGGUUGUAUUUUUAUACAAGCCUUCAGCCUCUUGUUGUGUUGAUGUGUGUGGUGUUAACAGAGCUCACUGAAAUGUCACAGACAAACAAAGCUGUCACCCUCCUUUACCAAAGAACAUGAUGUUAUCUAACUGUACCCACAUUUAUUGAGUUUUUCAACGUCGUCUCUAACUUUGACGAGAGAGCACUUGGAGACCACUAUCCCCUGAAAGAUGAAAUGAUUGUUUGUAGAAGGGGAAGAAAAAUCCAACUGGGAUUAAAAGGGAUUAAAAUGUCAGUUUUUCUUGAAUGAAUUGUAAAACGUACAUGGAUGCUGUAACCUUAUUUAAUUGAUUUUCGUCAUAUUUAUAUUCAUCUAUAUCAUUUAAAAGUAGUCCUCUUUUUGUAUAAGAUUCUUCUGUAGCCAUCUUUGAUAUUUUGCUUAAGCUCACAUGAGGCUGAGUUGUGACGCACUCCAAAUGGUUUGUUGAGGCAUUUCCCGAAGUAAAGCCUGAUGGGAAAAAAGCCGCCAGCUCGCUCUUUAUUAAAGUGUUGUUUCAGAUGAGACAUUUUGAGAUGUGACAGCAGGUAAAGCACAGGUGUAAAUAAUAAAAUGGAGCACGGCUGCUUCAGCUUCAGGUUAUUGUAACACUGUUGGACACUGAGACACAGACUGUUAAUGUUACCUGUUACACCUGUGCUUACCUGACACAAAAACUCCAACGUUUGAGGUUGGAGUCUGAUGAUGCUGACAUGAGGCCGAUUGUUUGAUUGUUUCAUUUUUGCUUCUUUCUCUCACAGAAGAGUCAUUUUCUUCUCCUGACAUCUCCAGCAUUGAAUCAACACGUGGUCUGUUGUCUGUAGGUGAUGAUUACAAAAAUAUGACCUCACAUUUUGAGUGUUUUCAAGAAGCCCACUUACCCCUAGAGUAUGACUGGCCAAGCCUGUAAAGCUUUGUAUUAUUCCUGUUUUAUUCCUGCAUGAUUGUUGUUGAAUGUUCAAAAGUUGUGUAAUAAAUCUGAAAGUAACACAUUCUGCUGAAAUGUUGUGCACAAAAUUUUUAUUUGUUUAGAUGUGAAUGCAAACAUUAGUUCAUGUUGUUUUUGAUCAGGGUAUUACAAAACUCCUAUGUGGAGUUUUUUUUUAAAACCCUCAUAAAAUACACUGAAAUGUAUAUUAGUGCCUUUAAUGACAUCUAUAUUUGAUCUUUAAAAAGCAGCAGGAUGAAAUAUUUAUGUCAGAAGUAAAGCAUGUUAAAGACAGGAUAAACACGGACUGCUUAGUCCACAGGGGGGCACCAAAACUGACACACAGAGACAUUUCCUCACAGGAGCUCUGAACAAACAAACACAAACAUUUUUGUUGCAGCACAGUAAGUGCAGAAUAAAGUUCUUUAUUUCACACAGGAAGGUACAUUUUAUUACACCAAACAGAUAAAACCUCUCAUAAAAAGUGAUUUGUUUCUUAUUUAACUGUUAAUUAAAUUAAUGUUAAUGUUAAUUAAAGAAGACAUCUUAGUCCCAAUGACUUUGAGACCUCCAGUCUCUAAGCCGACACAUUAAAUGUAGCUACAACACCACAGAAAAAUAAGUUUGAGAAAUAAUGUUAUGGAGAAAGAGAGAAUGUAUAUAAUAAAUAAUAGGGUCAUACAAAUCAUCAUGUUGAAGUUAUGAAAAGAUUACACUUGAAUUUUUUUUACUUAGGUUUGAACUUUUUAAGCAGAUGUUAAAAUCUCUGAUCUAAACAAACAAACAUGUAAAAAGACUCAUUAUCAAACAUAGUGCAAAUAUCAUACUUUGAUUCAAGACACUUUUUAAACAAAAGGUUCAAACAAGCAAACAUGAUUCCACCUGAUUAAUUCCCCAUACAAAAGCAUUUUAAACUUUACAUCUUAUAGAACUUAAACCCACUUUGCCUAAUUUUAACAGUGCAGGAACACCUCCUGUAAAUCUUUACAGAUGAAUCAGUCUGUACCCUCAUGUCUACUUGAGCUCACAUAUCUCAGCAGUGCUUCCAGAAGGGUCUGGAAGCCAGAAUCCAGAAUAGAGGGGGAGAGUAAAGGUGGUCUGGACUCUGUGGAGGAGAGUCAUGGUGUCAGAGACCCUGUAGUAGGACAGAGUACCAGCCUGAUGAUCCAGGUAAACUCCUAUUGUAGAGGACGGAGGGCCUGAGACGGCCGUUUCUAUGUUGUUAUGUCUGAAUAUGUGUCCACUGCUGCGACAUUCUAAUGACCAAGAUUUUUCAUUGAAACCAAAUCCACAUUCAUCUCUGGUCCCUGUUCGGCUGAUCUCCUUGUAUGCAACUGCCAUUAUAAUGUAUCCACUCCACUUCACCUCCCAGUAACAGCGUCCAGUCAGACCAUCUUUACUCAGGACCUGCCGCCAUAGAAUAAACCUGUCUGGGUGGCUUGGGUAUAACUGAUCUACAAGCAAUUGUGUGGCUUUUUUGUUACUGUCACUCAAGAGUAAUUGUUUUUGUGCUGUAUUUGGAUCCAGUGUGAUUGAACGAGAGUAUCUCAUAAAGUCAGCUCUGGUUGUUGGCUCUGGUUGUGGCGGUAAAACUUCCACCUUGGUCACUGCUGAUGAGAUCUUCACCCAGUCCUCACUCAGAACAGCCUGAAGUUUGUCUCUCAACUUUGAAACAGCUGCUGUCACAUCCUUAAAAGAGCUCAGAGGACAGACACUAAUGCUGAGAGGACCUGUAGAUUCAUUCAGACCUGACAGUGAGGGAUAGUUGUUUAAGAAAUGGAGGUGAUCUUCAGUUUGUGAGAGCUUCUCCAGCUGAGCCUCUUUCCUCCUCAGAUCAGUGAUCUCCUGCUGCAGCUUCUCCUCCAGCUCUGUGGCUUCAGUCACUUGAGUUUUCUGCUGGGAUCUGAUCUGCUGAGUCACUUCAGAGCGUAUUUUCUCAAUCAGACUGAUCAGCUCGGUGAGGGUCUUCUCACUGUCUAUCACAGCUUCAUCAGCAGACAGGUCGAAGGCCUCCACCCUCUGCUGGAGCACCUUGACGUCUCUCUCUCUCUGUCCUGGACUCUCUGUUGGAUUUUCUGCUGACUCACCUUGAGCUCUUUCUGUUUCUCGGCUCUUUCUGCAGCAGUAGAGACAAUGUCAUGACCUUUGUGUUCAUCCACAGAGCAGAGGUAACAGAUACACUUGUGAUCAGUGCGGCAGUAAAUCUUCAUCACCUCCUCAUGAUGAGAGCAGAUGUUCUCCUGAAGCUUGAAAGUGGCUUCAACCAGCUUGUGUUUCUUCAACAGAGCUACACUGUAGUGAGGCUGGAGGUGCUGCUCACAGUAAGAGGCCAUACACACCAGACAGGACUUGAGGGCUUUCAGCCUCUUACCAGAGCAGUAAUCACAGGCCACGUCUUCAGGUCCAGCAUAAGGAAGAUCAGGUGAAGCAGCUUGAGGCUCCAACUUCUUCACUUCUUCCACAAGUUCUGCUAACAUGGUACUUUUCACCAGGACAGGCCUUGGAGUGAAAGUCUGUCUGCACUGAGGACAGCUAUAAGUAUCCUUGUCUUUCUCUUCAUCCCAGCAGUCGCUGAUACAGCUCAUACAGUAACUGUGUCCACAGGGAAUAGUCACCGGAUCCUUUAAAAGAUCCAGACAGACUGAACAACUCCAUUUGUCUCUGUUAAGCUGAAUUCCUUGCUGCGCCAUUUCUCCCUCUGCAACAGAUGGUGAAUGUUUAAAAGUUUCUCUUUCUGUUCCUGAUAAAUGCCGGGGUCACAGUCUCUCUGCCUGUUCACUGAUCUGCAGUGUCUGUGCUCACAGCUGUUCCAGUUCAUCACAGAGUGUUUACACCCAUCCUCAAAGUGGGAGAUCUGUAAAAGGGGAGGAGAGACAAAUGAGGAAGUAAAGUGUGGGUGGGGUUAAAAACAUUCACUUAUCAGGAAGAAGAGUGUCAGACAAACAGAGAUUUUUAGACGCACUGAUAUUUUACAAAGCAUCUCUUUAAACCACCAAUAAAUGGACCUAGUAUAGCAGCCACACAAAGUUUAUCUCUGAGAGAUUUGGAACUUGACUUUAGGACAGCAGAGAUGGUCUGAAAUGAUGUUUGAUUUGAGUGUUUCAGUAGGAACGAUAAGAGAGUCUGUGGAGUCCAGAGGUCUCUCACUUACACGUCUUAAAAACAACUUGUCAGGAGAAGAGCACACUUAGAGAAAAACAUGAGACCCAUUUGAAAUAAGGUGCACCAACAAGUAACAUCCACCCUCAGAUAACAAAGAUCACCACAAAGAACCAAAGUGUGAAAGAGAAAAGUUUCCACCAGGAGCAAAUCAGAGACUCAUUUAAUGUAAGGACCACAUAAGAAAUGAAAAGAUUACACAUGCUAGUACAUUUCUGCUUUAAUAAAUACAAGUCAUUAAAUAUAAUAUGCUGUGAGAUCCCUAAAAACACUUUUUUUGUUAAUUGUAGGCUGUUCACACUUUGAGUAUUUUAACCAUCACACUCUGGAAGGAUUUUAAUCUCUGAAUAUUCAGCCAAGAAGAUUUCUCCUUGAAGGAAAAUGAUGGGGGUCAGAAUUAAGACUCAAUCGACCACAAAGAAAACUUUUCAUCCAUUUGUUCUGAAAUACCGCCCCCUGGUGUCAGAGAUCUGUACUGUGACAGAUGAAUCUACUGGACUGGACUGUCUUUUCUUGUUCACGAACACAUGUUUCUUCACUGAGUUGCUCUCUCAGUAGUAAAUAUAAAAAGACGAUAUUAAUAAUGAUAAUAAAAUCAUAAUAAUGGUAAUAUUAAUGAUAAAAUGGAAUAACAAAAAUGAGCAGGAAAGAACAAUAAAGUCAAUAAAAGGCCUAAAAGGUUAAAUAAGAAAAGAUUAUAAGUAAAACAAAGGCUAAAAGGACAGUAAGUCGAAAUAAGGUAAUAGAGAUAAAAGAUAAAAGACGGCAUCACAGAAAAGCAAGUCUGUAAAAGUGAGUUUUUUAAUUUGUCUCCUCUGGCAGGUCGUUCCAAAGUCGAGGAGCUCUGAUGGAGAAAAUCUAUCACCUUUUGUUUUGAGUCUCGACUUUGGAACUACCAGGAGGCCUUCGCCAGAGGAUCUGAGGCUGCGAGUUGGCACAUAAGGUAUUAAAAGCUCUGAAAUGUAGCUCGGAGCAAGUCCUUUGAGUGCUUUGAAAGUAAUAAAUAAAAUCUUAAAAUCAAUUCAUCCAUAUCGUUUAAAAGUAGUCCUCUUUUUGUAUGAGAUUCUUUUGUAGCCAUCUUUGAUAUUUUGAUGAAUUUUUUCUGGAGGUUUCGCUCACAUGAAGCCGAGCUGUGAAGAACUCCAAAUGGUUUGUUGAGGCAUUUGUAGUAGUUUAAAAAAAAUCUGCUUUUUUAAAUUUUCAAUAAAACAGACACCCACUCUAUUUUUGUAAGUAAAUAAUUGAAUCAAUCUUCUGCAGUUACACAGCUUCGGGAUCAAAGCGAUACCUAAACAUGUCAGUAGAUGGCAGUGUAAGAUUACUGUGGACACUUUAACAUAACUGUUCUGCUCAUGCGCAGCUCAGUUGUAAACGAGAAUCGGCUGAAGCAAGAAGCUAUGGCGGUAAUGCACCAAUAAGAUGGAUGCCAACCGCCGUUAAACACGAAGAAAAAAAAGAACAAGCAAGGAGCUAAGUUUUGUCUUCUGUCUCAUUUGUUCUCAGUUUAUGUUUCCAUAAUUUGCUCCACAGUCCACUCUUCCUGUGUGACCGUCACAAUUGGCCCAGAUUUCCCUUUAAGUCUGGCGACGGUUAAACAUUGAGUGAAGUGAAGCCUGAUGGGAAAAAAAGCUGCCAGCUCGCUCUUUAUUAAAGUGUUGUUUUAGAUGAGACAUUUUGAGAUGUGACAGCAGGUAAAGCACAGGUGUAAAUAAUAAAAUGGAGCACGGCUGCUUCAGUUUCAGGUUAUUGUAACACUGUGGGACACUGAGACACAGACUGUUAAUGUUACCUGUUACACCUGUGCUUACCUGACACAAAAACUCCAACGGUUGAGGUUGGAGUCUGAUGAUGCUGACAUGAGGCCGAUUGUUUGUUUUAUUUUUGCUUCUUUCUCUCACAGAAGAGUCAUUUUCUUCUCCUGACAUCUCCAGCAUUGAAUCAACUCGUGGUCUGUUGUCUGUAGGUGAUGAUUACAAAAAUAUGACCUCACAUUUUGAGUGUUUUCAAGAAGCCCACUUACCCCUAGAGUAUGACUGGCCAAGCCUGUAAAGCUUUGUAUUAUUCCUGUUUUAUUCCUGCAUGAUUGUUGUUGAAUGUUCAAAAGUUGUGUAAUAAAUCUGAAAGUAACACAUUCUGCUGAAAAGUUGUGCACAAAUGUUUUUUUUUUCUUUUGUAAAGACCUGAUUACAAACAUUAGUUCAUGUUGGUGUUUUUGAUGAGGGUAUUGUUAAAGGUCCUAUGAGGAGUUUUUAAACUUCCAUGAAAUACACUCAAAUAUAUAUUGGUGCCUUUAAUGACAUCCAUGUUUGACUGUUGAAAAGCAGCAGGAUGAGAUAUUUUUGUCAGAAUUAAAGCAUGUAAAAGACAGGAUAAACAAAGAUUACUUUUUGUUACACAGUGGGCACCAAAACUGACACAAAGAGAACGUUCCUCACCGUAGCUAUAAACUGACAAAAACACUUUUUUCCAGCACAGUUUCUGCAACAUCUUGUAAAAGAAGAUACACAAAUUGAAUUUAUAUGACACUAGAAAUAUAAAGCUACUUGUAAGAAUUAAAAAAAAAAAGGUGAUUUGUUUUUCAUUUUAUUUUUCAAUUGGACUUUCAAAUCAAAACACCAUCUGCUUCUAAAAAAGACAUCUCAGUUCAAAUGACUUUAAGCCUUCCAGUCCCUAAACCGACACCUUAAAUGUAGAUACAAGACCACAGAUAAAUACGUUUGAGAAAUUGUGUUCCAUUUUUUGACUUAGGUUUGAACUUUUUAAGCAGAUGGUAAAAUUUUUGAUCUCAACAAACUUAAACGUAAAAAGACUCAUAAUCAAACAUAGUGCAAAUAUCAUACUUUGAUUCAAGACACUUUUUAACAAUAGAUUCAAACAACAAGCAAACAUGAUUCCACCAAUCAAGAUGAAUUCUCCAUGUAAAAGCACUUUAAACUUUAAAUCUUACAGAAAUUAAACCCACUUUGCCUAAUUUUAACAGUGCAGGAACACCUCCUGUAAAUCUUUACAGAUGAAUCAGUCUGUACCCUCAUGUCUACUUGAGCUCACAUAUCUCAGCAGUGUCUCCAGAAAAGCCAGGAAGCCAGAAUCCAGGAUAGAGGGGCUGAGUGAAGGUGGUCUGGACUCUGUGGAGGAGAGUCAUGGUGUCAGAGACCCUGUAGUAGGACAGAGUACCAGCCUGAUGAUCCAGGUAAACUCCUAUUGUAGAGGACGGAGGGCCUGAGAGGAGGGUUACUGUUUUGUUAUGUCUGAAUCUGUGUCCACUGCUGCGACUUUCUAAUGACCAAGAUUUUUCAUUGUGCCCAAAUUCACAUUCAUCUCUGGUCCCAAUUGUGCUGAUCUUCUUGUAUGCAACUGCUAUAUAAACAUAUCCACUCCACUUCACCUCCCAGUAACAGCGUCCAGUCAGACCAUCUUUACUCAGGACCUGCCACCAUUGAACAAACCUGUCUGGGUGAUCUGGAUAUGACUGCUCUUUUUCCACUAAUGUUGUCUUUCUGUUCCCGUCACUCAGUGAUAAACGUGAGUGUGCUGUAUUUGGAUCCAGUGUGAUUGGACGAGAGUAUCUCAUAAAGUCAGCUCUGGUUGUUGGCUCUGGUUCUGGAGGUAAAACUUCCACCUUGGUCACUGCUGAUGAGAUCUUCGCCCAGUCCUCACUCAGAACAGCCUGAAGUUUGUCUCUCAACUUUGAAACAGCUGCUGUCACAUCCUUAAAAGAGCUCAGAGGACAGACACUAAUGCUGGGAGGACCUGUAGAUUCAUUCAGACCUGACAGUGAGGGAUAGUUGUUUAAGAAAUGGAGGUGAUCUUCAGUUUGUGAGAGCUUCUCCAGCUCAGCGUCUUUCCUCCUCAGAUCAGUGAUCUCCUGCUGCAGCUUCUCCUCCAGCUCUGUGGCUUCAGUCACUUGAGUUUUCUGCUGGGAUCUGAUCUGCUGAGUCACUUCAGAGCAAAUUUUCUCAAUCAGACUGAUCAGCUCGGUGAGGGUCUUCUCACUGUCUUUCACAGCUUCAUCAGCAGACAGGUUGAAGGCCUCCACCCUCUGCUGGAGCACCUUGAUGUCUCUCUUUCUGUCCUGGACUCUCUGUUGGAUUUUCUGCUGACUCACCUUGAGCUCUUUCUGCUUCUCGGCUGUUUCUGCAGCAGCAGAGACCAUGUCAUGACCUUUGUGUUCAUCCACAGAGCAGAGGGAACAGAUACACUUGUGAUCAGUGCGGCAGUAAAUCUUCAUCACCUCCUCAUGAUGAGAGCAGAUGUUCUCCUGAAGCUUGAAAGUGGCUUCAACCAGCUUGUGUUUCUUCAACAGAGCUACACUGUAGUGAGGCUGGAGGUGCUGCUCACAGUAAGAGGCCAUACACACCAGACAGGACUUGAGGGCUUUCAGCCUCUUACCAGAGCAGUAAUCACAGGCCAUGUCUUCAGGUCCAGCAUAAGGAAGAUCAGGUGAAGCAGCUUGAGGCUUCACCUUCUUCACUUCUUCCACAAGUUCUGCUAAGAUGGUGUUUUUCACCAGGACAGGCCUCUGAGUGAAAGUCUUUCUGCACUGAGGACAGCUAUAAGUAUCCUUGUCUUUCUCCUCAUCCCAGCAGUCGCUGAUACAGCUCAUACAGUAACUGUGUCCACAGGGAAUAGUCACCGGAUCCUUUAAAAGAUCCAGACAGACUGAACAACUCCGGUUUUCUCGGUCAAACUGAAUUCCUUGCUGCGCCAUUUCUCCCUCUGCAACAGACGAUGAAUGUUUAAAAGUUUCUCUUCCUAUUCCUGAUAAAUGCCGGGGUCACAGUCUCUCUGCCUGUUCACUGAUCUGCAGUGUCUGUGCUCACAGCUGUUCCAGUUCAUCACAGAGUGUUUACACCUAUCCUCAAAGUGGGAGAUCUGUAAAAGGGGAGGAGAGACAAAUGAGGAAGUGAAGUGUGGGUGGGGUUAAAAACAUUCACUUAUCAGGAAGAAGAGUGUCAGACAAACAGAUUUUUAGACGCACUGAUAUUUUACAAAGCAUCUCUUUAAACCACCAAUAAAUGGACCUAGUAUAGCAGCCACACAAAGUUUAUCUCUGAGAGAUUUGGAACUUGACUUUAGGACAGCAGAGAUGGUCUGAAAUGAUGUGUUUGAUUUGAGUGUUUCAGUAGGAACGAUAAGAGAGUCUGUGGAGUCCAGAGGUCUCUCACUUACACAUCUUAAAAACAAGUUGUCAGGAGAAGAGCACACUUAGAGAAAAACAUGAGACCCA